This is a messenger RNA of Macrosiphum euphorbiae (potato aphid), 594 nucleotides long. The record is from the annotation of a GenBank genome assembly. NCBI's taxonomy places the organism in Eukaryota, Metazoa, Arthropoda, Insecta, Hemiptera, Aphididae.
AUGGCAGUUUGUGACAGCCAUUACAAUUUCACAUUUGUUGAUAUUGGUUCGUUUGGAAAAUGUGCUGACUCGACAGUAUUUAGAGACUCUGUUUUUUACAAAAAACUUAUGAAUAAUGUAUUAAAUAUACCAGAAGACCAACCAUUAACAUUUACAGAAGCUCCAAUUUUGCCAAAUGUUUUAAUAGGUGAUGAAGGUUUUGGUGUCUCUACAAAACUUCUACGUCCUUUUGGUGGUAAAAAUUUGUCGGUAAAAAAAAAAAUAUUUAAUUAUCGGCUAAGCAGAGCAAGGCGGUACAUCGAAUGUACAUUUGGAAUACUAACUAAUAAAUGGCGGAUAUUUCAUCGACCUUUAAACGUUUCGAUGGAACUUACAGAAGAAAUUGUCAAAGCAUGCUGUGUAUUGCAUAACUUCGUAAGAGAAAGGGAUGGAGUGCAAUUUGAUGUUAUACUGACAGUUAAUGGGUUUGAUGAAAUGCAUAGUCCAUCUUUCACUAUUCUAGGAGGCAGAACAGCAAAUGACAUUAGAGAUCAAUUUGCAGAUUAUUUUAUUUCUCCAGAAGGAGAAUUGCCAUGGCAAUACACACAUAUUUAA